Prosopis cineraria is the source of this 1828-nucleotide messenger RNA. RefSeq names its product probable magnesium transporter NIPA6. Lineage: Eukaryota; Viridiplantae; Streptophyta; Magnoliopsida; Fabales; Fabaceae. The coding region runs from base 404 to 1408 and encodes 334 amino acids. Gene Ontology annotation, biological process: magnesium ion transport. The transcript is spliced from 9 exons. Gene Ontology annotation, cellular component: membrane. The record is from RefSeq and is a predicted model, not a curated record. Gene Ontology annotation, molecular function: magnesium ion transmembrane transporter activity.
GCCUGGCCAAGGGGAACGUGACUGAUAAUUUCUCCGAGUGUUUUGAGUAUGAGAGCUUUGAUCAGGAGGAGAGCGUUGCUCCGCUGGACGUAUUGCGAAGCGGAGGAUCAUUGUCGCGAAUAACUGGAAACUUCCGACUAGACGACGGCGGCUUAAGAAGGGUUUUAAACUUUUAAUUUACAAGCACAUCUAUCUAUUUAUCACUAGCAGUCAACUGCGGUCCGGUUCCCGUGACUCGAGGGCUUCCACACAGGACACCUGGACGAUUCUCUCUGUUCUUUGAUUUAAUUUCCCUGGAGGCAAUUCGAUUCGAUCCCUUCUUGGCGGGAAGGCUGUGCACGACGACGUCCUUGCCGUCGUCUUCCACAAUUCAAUUAAAGUUGACAGGGACCGAGAGAUAGAGAUGGGAGUUUCCGAGAAUUCCAAGGGUUUGAUACUGGCUGUUGCAUCUAGUGCAUUCAUUGGGGGAAGCUUCAUCUUGAAGAAGAAGGGUCUUAAGCGUGCCGGUGCGCACGGUACUCGCGCAGGAGGUGGUGGCUAUACUUACCUACUGGAGCCACUAUGGUGGGCUGGCAUGGUGACUAUGAUUAUUGGGGAGGUUGCAAAUUUUGUGGCUUAUAUCUAUGCUCCAGCAGUUCUGGUGACCCCCCUUGGAGCUCUCAGCAUCAUUGUCAGUGCUGUCUUGGCUCACUUCUUAUUAAAGGAACAGCUUCAGAAGAUGGGGGUAUUGGGAUGUAUAUCCUGUAUUGUAGGAUCAGUGGUUAUUGUCAUUCAUGCACCUCAAGAGAAAACUCCAAAUUCAGUGCAAGAAAUAUGGGAUCUGGCCACUCAACCAGCAUUCCUAAUUUAUGUUGUGGCAACGAUUUCAGUAGUUUUAGCUUUGAUUUUGCACUUUGAACCUCGCCAUGGACAAAGUAACAUGCUGGUUUACUUGGGAAUUUGUUCUCUGAUGGGCUCACUUACGGUUGUGAGCAUAAAGGCCAUUGGAAUUGCAGUAAAGCUUACGCUUGAGGGAAUUAAUCAAAUAACUUAUCCACAGAGUUGGUUUUUCCUCACAGUGGCAACGAUAUGUGUCAUUACUCAGUUGAAUUACCUGAACAAGGCACUAGAUACAUUCAACGCAGCAAUUGUUUCUCCUGUAUAUUAUGUCAUGUUCACAACUCUGACUAUUAUUGCCAGUGCAAUAAUGUUUAAGGAUUGGUCGGGUCAGAAUGCCAGCAGCAUAGCAUCUGAGGUAUGUGGUUUCAUCACCGUUCUUUCAGGAACAAUAAUAUUGCAUGCGACAAGAGACCAGGAUCAAUCUAACACGCAAGGGACCUUGACGUGGUACAUUGGUGAGGAUUCGAUGAAGGGCCUUGAGGAUGAACACUUGAUCCUCAUACAUGGUUCAGAAUAUCUUGAACAUUGAUUUUUCCUGCGAGGUUGGUAUGAGAGAACAUGUUUUGGCGGCAAUCAUGCAACAGCUUGAUCCCAUCCAGUUUUGCUGUUUGGAGUGCUUGGCUUGUCACUGAUUGUGGGACGUAGAUCUGUGCAUUUUGGAUUCCUGUAGUUUUCUGACCAUUUCUCAGCUUGAUGCUGCACAGGCGUGCAGCUACGUAAGGGAGCCCCUCCAGGAAUGUGAGAUGAGCCACCCUAGAUUCCAGCGCUAAAUCCAAUUGAAACUGCAAUGGCACUUGAAGAUGUUUGGGGAUGAUUUCACUGUGUUAAAUCCUUGUAACUUUGCUUACCUAUCAGGUAGUAACGCUAGGCUUUGUUUAUGUACAAAAUUACCCGGUUAUUAUUUUGUUAUUCAACUAUCAGAUUCAAUCGAUUCUUUUUAUUAUUAUUA